This is a messenger RNA of Sparassis crispa, 1353 nucleotides long. RefSeq names its product Inositol phosphosphingolipid phospholipase C. Lineage: Eukaryota; Fungi; Basidiomycota; Agaricomycetes; Polyporales; Sparassidaceae. The record is from RefSeq and is a predicted model, not a curated record. Gene Ontology annotation, cellular component: cytoplasm. The coding region runs from base 1 to 1353 and encodes 450 amino acids. The transcript has 4 exons. Gene Ontology annotation, molecular function: sphingomyelin phosphodiesterase activity.
AUGUCCGACGACCGCCUCCGUGUGUUCACUUUCAACUGUUGGGGGCUGAAGUAUGUUUCGAAAAACCGAGCAGAACGUAUCUCUGCUAUUGCGGACGCGCUGGUAGCGUCAGACUACGACCUCAUCACCCUCCAAGAAGUCUGGGUGUUCGCAGACUAUGAGCUCAUUCGCGCCGCAGUCUCCAAGCGUCUGCCAUACUCUAAGUUCUUCUACAGUGGGGCUUUUGGUGCCGGCUUGGCCAUCCUCUCUCGCUUCCCCAUAAUCGCGACCACCAUUCAUUCGUACACGUUAAACGGCUCUCCUAUAGACGUUAUACAGGGUGACUGGUUUGUUGGCAAGGCAGCCGGUAGUGCCUUGAUUGCGCACCCCAUCCUAGGACAGGUUCAAGUCUUUGACACGCAUCUGUAUGCACCCGGCGGUGACUCAGGUCCAAUUCACCAACAAGCCCACCGCUAUGUUAACGCCUGGGAAUUUGCGAAACUCACGCGUCAAGCAGCUGACGUGGGGCGAUAUGUCAUAGCGGCGGGCGACUUCAACAGCAUCCCAAGCUCCGUGCCGAUGGCGAUCAUCAGCGAACACGCCGGCCUCACCGACGCGUGGGUCGCGACUCACCCUAACGCACCUGUACAGACACUCGCUGGCCCUUCGCCCGCUCUCACGUCCCCACACGAUGCAAUCCGACUGUACGGUGUCACGGCGGACUCGCCGCUUAAUACCUAUUCCGCUGGCAAGCAUUUAGAGCCCGUCGCACGCAAAUACCAAGGCAAACGGCUAGACUAUAUCUUCUAUCGUCAACCAAGCAUUUCUCCUCCGAGCGGCCGGAACCCCAUCCUCAAGUGUGUGGAUACCAAUGUCGUCUUCACGCAGACUAUACCCAGGGCGAACUUCUCGUUUUCGGACCACUUCGGCGUGGAGGCGACUUUCGAGAUCUCACGCCCCGAAAACGGCGACAUAGAGACACAUGUCGCCGCACCCGCUGAGCCAGGGAGCGUGCUAACUCCCCCGCCGAUUCCCAACCCCUCGCUGUCACCGGAUUCCAUCAAUAGAACGCUGUCGUCCCUCACAUCGCGCUACCGAUAUGCGCAGCAUCGCGGUCGGUCCCAGCUCACUGUCUUCGGGAGCUGCACCAGCGUCAUCAUCUUCAUGGCCCUGGGCUCGGCGUGGCUCCCUCAGUCCUGGAUAAACCCCAUCUUCGUGGUGGCGACGAUAUUCCUCUCGUGGCUCGCCACGACCAUGUUCUACGUCGGGUUCGUCUACACGAAGUGGGAGACGAACGCGUUGACGAACGUCAUCGAGGAAUUGGAAAUCUACAGGGACAGCCUCGAAGGGCUCGACGGGCGCAACGGACUGUAG